AUGGUUACUGUCAACAGCUCAAAGAGCACAUACAAUGUGGUUUCUUAGGACAAAUAUAAUCCCAACAGCAAUGAUGAAUAUCCUUUAAAAACCAAAUUCCACUGGCCACUUUUCAAAGGCAAAAAUUUUGAUAGUUAUGUUUUGAAUUUUAAAAUUGUAAACUGUAUCACCUGGCUAAAGUACAAUUCUAGUGAAUGAGUUGGCAUCUGCUCCAGUAACAUUUACUAAUGAGAUGCCUUAUUAUUGUAUGUCAUGUGAAGUCUAAGUCAAUUAUAUUUUCUGUUAAUUCUGAGUUGGACAUGACUAAAAUGACAGUGAGUCAGAUGUUAAUUCAUCGAGUGAGUCAUUAGACUGAUUCAACAUGAUAAUUCAAGUUUGAAACAAAAAUGUUUGAUUCACUACAAAGAACCAGCACAUAGUCAUUUGUUCACAAAUGACACUGCAAUGUUUCCCGUGCAGUCAGCGGGAACCAUGCAGUAGAAAGAUGUUUAUUUGUUUCGCAGUUCUUGGUCUUUCUCAUGACAUUCAGUUCAGAUUGUGAGCUCAACUAUAUUUUUUCCUGCCGUAGUGCUGUAGAUUCAGCAGCAGCAACGUGUCGCUGCCUCUGAUUAGCGGUGCAGAAAAAUCUGUGGCUACUUAUGCAGGGUAAAAUAAGCAUGUGGAGCUUCAUCCAGAGAAAUCAAAAAAACACCAAGCCUUUGGUUACACUGUGUCCUAAACUUGUAUGAAGAACAAAAUGCUGAAAUUAAUAAGCAUUUAGGCAGAAAUUUACUGAGGUUUUAAAUGAAUACCUUUUGCCUUUUGUAAAUUUGUACUACUGAAAUGGUUAUAAAGGCUCAGGACUCGCUCCUAAAGCUGUAUUCUGAUUUUUGAAACUAAUGUGGUGACCAAUCCGAAUAGCAGUUCUGACAGCUAGUGCUACGCAGGAAUUGCCAAGUUCCAAGUUGUUGAGAUGAAGGUUGGCAUAUGCCUCCACUCAGAUAUAAUCUGAGUGCAGUGACACGCUAUAAUUUAAUUGUGAUUUGUAUUUAAAUUUAGGCAGAUUUAACAUGUUCUUCCUUGUACGCAAAGGAUCAUGAAUUUUCACACCCCUCUGUUUAGAAAUAGUACAUUCCUUGCCUAUUACUUUCUACAGUUCUGACUGCAUGUUAUGCAGCAGUGGGGGAGGGUAGUGUUCUCUCACUUCCAUGAUUUUUAUCCCCACUAAAAUUUGACAGCCUUUUUUUUGGUUCUGUACAUUUAUUUAUUUAUUUGACAAUGCGUAAUUUUAAUAGAAAGCCUGCUGUUGUUUUGUCGAGUGUGUCUUGGCUUGUUCAAUCAUGUCAAGGUCUUGCAGACUGUUCUGGUCACUGAGGACAGUUUUGUUUCAUGUUGUUUCUCAGAUAUAAUGGCUAGGGUUUAGUAAAUGUAGUAAUGUUAUUUUUCUAGUGUAGAAGAUAAAGUAUUUAAAAAAAAAAAAAAAUGACAGGCACAAACAUGGUAGAGUCCAACCAAUGCUCCCCUUCCCCCCUCCAUGUACUCUUUGUGUGCCCUUUGAGGUAAGGUGCCUAGAUGUGCUUGAGUCACGACUAAUCAUGGGCUACACUUGAGAACCGCUGCAUUAUAGACUCAUAUUCCAAAUUAUUCGAAUGUUUUUUUAUUUUAUUUGAUUGAAAAUAAAAGAAUUACAGUGUAAAUAUUUUCGCUCCAAGUUGGCUCUGAUUGGAACGCCUCACUGCUGAUUGGCAGACAUAAAAACCCUCUGAUUAGUUGGACCUCAGAUGGAAAUGACCAGUAGUUAGUGUCUGUUUGGAACUCGGACAGUUACAGCGUCCAAGUUAGCAGUGUUUCCCCCUCUCAGUCCUUACAAUGGUAUGGUCCGUACUCUCCAGUAAUUUUCCAUUGUCUGCUCUGCCUUGUUACUUUGCACGAAGAGGGUGGAGCUUCUCUGCAGUGUGACUGUUCUCUACAACUAAUUUCAGCUAGUUUUCAUGUUUCUGCUAAUGUAUGUUUAAACAGUUUUCAGUUUCAGCCAUUUCAAAACAAGUCAAAACAUUUGUCCAAGCUAAUUUAGAAAUGAAAAUCUAAAAGUAAACCCAGAAUAAAAAAGAGUUGCUAAGAGAACUCUAUGAUUCAGCCCUUAGUGUGUACAUAGUACAGCUCAUUUGUCAGUGUCAAACACCUAUAGUAGUGUAUCUAAUAUUUAUUAACAUAAAUAAAAGUAGCACCCCUGUAAAAUCCAUGGUUCAGCCCUAGCCCUGCCCCUCCCCCACAUCUGCUCAGUUUUACUGCUAGGCUUUUGAUAGCACGGAGGCUAGUCACGCUUGCAGAUUUCUCCUCCAAGCAGAAGGUGGCCUGCAUUUGAGGAUAGCAGUGUGACCCUGAGGAGCAUGAUUAGCUGGUUCAGGUCCUUUUUUGGAACCAAUCAGAAUCUUCAAAACCAAAUCUGCACAAAGGAUCCUCAAGCGACUGGCUGCCAAAUCCAUGAACAGGAAAGUACGAGACCUCACAGAAGCCUGGUGAAAAUGGAAGUAGCUGUACCAGAGGAACCUCAGAAGAAAAUCUUUCGUGCACGGAAAACGAUGAAGAUGAGCGAUCGGCAGCAACUGGAAGCGCUGCACAACACCUUGGCAGCCGCCACCUCCAGCUCCGCCUCUUACUCAUCUUCCUCCUCACCACCUCAGACACCACUGGUCAAUGGCACCCACAACGAAAAGGAGAAAGAGAAGGUCAAGGAGAAAGACUCGAAUCAUAAAGAGGCCGACUUGAUGCCACCCGCCCCUGAUUCAGCUCACUGUUCCCCUUCUCCGUCUUUCACCCUCUCCCGAUCUCCCUCUCCACCCAACACACAAACUACCUCACCUUCUAUGGAUAUUGACGACCCCCUUGUGGCCGCAGAAGAGAAAAAGGAGACAAGCAAUAAAAGUUCCUCCUCUUCUCUUUCUGCUUCCCCCUCUGGGUUGCACUGUGAUCCAGAGGUGAAAGAGGGAUUUCUGUGCUUGAGCGAAGAGGAUGAAAUCCAAGCAGACAAAGAUGAAAAGAAAGACGGUAACGGGGAGAAGAUGAAUGUAGAUGACGAGAAAGAGGACCAAAAAGGCACUUCUGAGAAUGCAGGAGCAGACAACAGUGCCUCUGCUGGUACAAAGAGAUCGUUGUCUGAGGAGAAAGAUGAAGAUGACAAAGAAAUCAAGGAUGAGAGAGACGGAAAACGAGCAAGGCUGGACGGUGAAGAGCUGGAGGCUCAGCUAGAGCUGAAAAUCACAGCCAAUGCUGGGAGCCGGCAUAAACUGGAGAAGAUGGUACAGCAGUUAGUCGAGGAACGGUUACGGGUGCUGCAGUUGACUGUAUUUGACCGAAGCAUAAAAGAGCUGAAAGAGAGAGUGGAGAAGAUUGACAAUGCAACCAAACAACAGAAUACAAUGCAGCAUAUUAACACACUACAGGCUAAGAUUUCCCGGCUGGCCAAAAAGUUUGGUGCUGCUAAUCAGGCCUCGGAGAACUCAAAGAGAACUCAAGAGGCUCACGCUGCCGCCGCCGCCGCUCAGGCCAACAAUGCAACCAACAUGACUACACCGCAACGUACUGUUAAAACCACAAUGGAUCCCAAACUGUCCAGUCCAGCCACUGGUUCUAAUUCAACUGCAAUCCCAGCCCAGCCCAAACCUCUGUCCACACCGACUACACCAACCUCCUCCGCGCUAGCUUCUCCUGCACCCAUUCUACAGAUCAUUACCACAACAACAAGCUCCACUCCCUCAUCCACCUCUUUGCCUGGCCAGUCUCAGACAGGCACCCUACUACUAAAGACUGGACCCAGUACAGGGGUCAUGACUAACACCCCAGCAACUUCAGGGGGUCAGUCAGUGUCUAUUCAGCCUCUUUUGAUACAGCUGCCUUUAGCGAUGGCGAAUGGGCAAAGUGGAGCAUUGGUUAAUACUGCCAGUGGUGUCGGUUUAAUACCGGUGUCGUCAUUAUCUACGGUUAGUAGCAACAAUAAGGCAAAGACGACUACACCUGCUACCACCUUCAUCCUUCAAAAGGCAGCAGGCAGUGUUGUUUCAUCUUCCUCGACCUCAUCAGCUCCGGCGGUGUCGUUAGCGAGAGCCGUGUAUCCGGGUGGCACAGGGAUUGUUAGUUCACCCAGCACAGGGAUAUCUGUGACUACAGCCCGGACACCUACACAGUGUGCUGCUGUUGUAGGAGUGUCUACAGCUGCCUCUUCUCCAGGAACCACGGGACCUGCAGCAACAGGAUCAGCGGCAGCUGCAGCUGGUCCACCAUCGGCUUCUGCGCUGGCCUCAAAGACAGAUAAUCAGGCCUCAACACCGAAAACACCCUCUCAGACCGGGCGACCCAAAGGUUCUGUGAUAGAUCUGACUGAAGAUGAUGAUGAUGUUCAAGUGACAGGAGUCCAGAAGGCCACUGUUUCCCCCAUCACUACCCAGCGUGCAUCUGGGCCACCUCCUUUAGUCAGCUCUACCACUAAUGCUGGAGCUCGAUCUGCACAACGGUCCUCUGUGGAUUCUCCAUCUCAAUCCCGUCCAAGCUCCUCUUCCUCCACCACUCUUCCUCCAUUACCACUGGCACCAUCGCCACCGGCACGUCUCCCCCCGGAGGCCGCCCACACGUCCCCUCCACAGCAGCCCCAGCUCAAACUGGCCCGUGUCCAGAGCCAAAACGGGAUCGUCCUGUCCUGGUGUGUUGCAGAAACUGACCGCAACUGCGCCGCUGUAGAUACCUAUCACCUGUACGCCUAUCACCAGGACCACCAGGGGGCAGCAUCGGGUGCUUCGGCUCAGUCACUGUGGAAGAAGAUCGGGGAGGUGAAGGCGCUGCCGCUGCCCAUGGCAUGCACCUUGACACAGUUUGUGUCCGGGUCGACAUAUUAUUUUGCUGUCAGGGCCAAAGAUGUGUACGGCCGCUUCGGUCCUUUCUGUGAACCGCAGUGCACUGACGUCAUUAACCCAGCAUCCUCUCCAUCAUCCUAAAAUAAUUCCAGAUAAGGGUGGGGUGGUACAAAAGGAAGUGGCCCGACGGAAGUAUGACGGGAGAUUUGUAAUUGUUAACUAUGCGCAGACCACUGGUUUAGUCUUGCCCUUUGUGUUAGGAAUUGUAGGGAAUUCAAAUAGGUUGUCUUAAUGCAAAUGGAAAUACAAAUAAUCAUCAGUGCAUACAGACACACACACACUAUUUGUUUCAACUUUAUUUUACAAUAAGGAGGGAACUAUCACAAUUAACUUGUGCUUGAAAUUGUAUUUUCCGUGUGCAGAAUGUUCAGAGUUAAGUAUUGUUUUUCAAUUUCUUUCUCUUUUUUUUUUAUUAUUUUUUUUAAUAAAAUGAUAUUCAGUACAUUGCACAGAUGUUCCAUUAUAGGUCCCGGUCAUUAGCUACAGGACAGGAAAGCUGGGGUGUUAAAGGUUUUGUAAUGUUUUUUGUCUGGUACCCAGACACUGCAAAAUGACACUCA
This is a messenger RNA of Onychostoma macrolepis, 5446 nucleotides long. RefSeq names its product activating transcription factor 7 interacting protein (gene atf7ip). The coding region runs from base 2370 to 4967 and encodes 865 amino acids. Gene Ontology annotation, molecular function: transcription coregulator activity; protein binding. Gene Ontology annotation, biological process: regulation of DNA-templated transcription. The transcript is spliced from 15 exons. The record is from RefSeq and is a predicted model, not a curated record. Gene Ontology annotation, cellular component: nucleus; transcription regulator complex. NCBI's taxonomy places the organism in Eukaryota, Metazoa, Chordata, Actinopteri, Cypriniformes, Cyprinidae.